AUGGCCUCCACUACUGAGACUGCCUCCCCCAUUGGCAUUGCCAACCUUCCCAACCAGCGCCACAAGAUUGUCGCUAAGCGGGGUGCGGCUUUCACCAUUAUGGUUGCUGGAGAGUCCGGCUUGGGAAAGACAACCUUUAUCAACACCUUGUUCUCGACGACCAUCAAGAACUACGCAGACCACAAGCGUCGUCACCAGAAGCAGAUUGACCGGACUGUUGAGAUUGAGAUCACCAAGGCCGAGCUGGAGGAGAAGUUCUUCAAAGUUCGUCUGACCGUUAUCGAUACUCCUGGGUUCGGAGACUAUGUCAACAACCGUGAUUCCUGGCAACCUAUCAUUGAGUUCCUUGACGACCAGCAUGAGUCCUACAUGUUGCAAGAGCAGCAGCCCCGCCGCACAGACAAGAUCGAUAUGCGUGUGCAUGCCUGCCUGUACUUCAUCAGACCCACCGGCCACACCCUGAAGCCCCUUGAUAUCGAGGUUAUGAAGCGUUUGAGCUCUCGCGUCAACCUAAUUCCCGUCAUUGCUAAGGCUGACACCCUCAGCCCCGCCGAUCUGGCCCGUUACAAACAGAGAGUCCAAGCUGUUAUUGAAGCUCAAGGCAUCAAGAUUUAUACUCCCCCGAUUGAAGAAGAUGAUGAGCACGCCGCCACCCACGCACGGAGCCUGAUGGCUGCUAUGCCUUUCGCUGUGAUUGGUUCCGAGAAGGACGUGAAGACCAGCGACAACCGGGUUGUAAAGGGCCGUCAAUAUGCUUGGGGAGUUGCUGAAGUUGAAAAUGAGGACCACUGCGACUUCAAGAAGCUUCGUUCGAUCCUGAUCCGUACCCACAUGCUGGAUCUUAUCCAUACCACCGAGGAGCAGCACUACGAGGCCUACCGUGCGCAACAGAUGGAGACCCGGAAAUUCGGCGAGGCUCGUCCCAGGAAGUUGGACAACCCCAAGUUCAAGGAAGAAGAGGAGUCGCUGCGCAAGCGGUUCACCGAGCAGGUCAAGGUCGAGGAGCAGCGUUUCCGACAGUGGGAGCAGAAGCUCAUUGCCGAGAGAGACCGCCUCAACAAGGACCUGGAGGCUACGCAUGCUGCUAUCAAGUCGCUCGAACAAGAAAUCGAGUCUUUGCAGGGCUCAUCUACUCGGAGCCAUGGACGUCGCUAA
Messenger RNA from Aspergillus alliaceus, 1155 nucleotides. It is a transcript of the gene aspC, whose product is annotated as septin CDC12. The record is from RefSeq and is a predicted model, not a curated record. The coding region runs from base 1 to 1155 and encodes 384 amino acids. Gene Ontology annotation, molecular function: GTPase activity; molecular adaptor activity; GTP binding. The transcript is spliced from 7 exons. Gene Ontology annotation, biological process: cytoskeleton-dependent cytokinesis. Gene Ontology annotation, cellular component: septin ring; cell division site; septin complex. Lineage: Eukaryota; Fungi; Ascomycota; Eurotiomycetes; Eurotiales; Aspergillaceae.